Molecule: messenger RNA, 1680 nt
Organism: Pantherophis guttatus
Lineage: Eukaryota; Metazoa; Chordata; Lepidosauria; Squamata; Colubridae
Gene: POLR1C
Product: RNA polymerase I and III subunit C
Biological process (GO): DNA-templated transcription
Cellular component (GO): RNA polymerase I complex; RNA polymerase III complex
Molecular function (GO): DNA binding; protein dimerization activity
Source: RefSeq, a predicted model, not a curated record
UUGCGCUUGCGCACCGGGCUUGGCUGUACUUUACAACGCGUUUGCGUGAAGGAUGGCAGCGCCGGGGACCGUGGAAGAGAUGCGGACCCGCGUGGUUCUGGGCGAAUUCGGUGUUCGCAAUGUCCACACAACAGAUUUUCCUGGGAAUUAUUCAGGAUACAAUGAUGCUUGGGAUAAGCAAAGAUUUGAAAAGAAUUUCAGAAUAGAUAUGAUCCAUAUGGAUGAAAGUACUUUGGAAUUUGACAUGGUCGGGAUUGAUGCAGCCAUUGCUAAUGCUUUCCGACGGAUCUUGCUUGCUGAGGUGCCAACCAUGGCUGUGGAGAAAGUCUUUGUAUACAAUAACACCUCCAUUGUACAGGAUGAAAUCCUAGCUCACCGUUUGGGACUGAUUCCUAUUUGUGCGGAUCCUCGUCUCUUUGAGUAUAAGAGUGAAGAAGAUGAAUGUGAUGAAAUUAACACACUGCAGUUUCGGUUGAAAAUAAAAUGCAGCAAGAAUCUUCAGGCGGCUAGAGAAUCAUCUGAUCCUAAUGAACUUUAUAUCAACCAUAAAGUUUACAGCAAACACAUGGAGUGGGUACCACUAGGAUCUCAGGCUGACAACAUGAAUGCAAAUUUCCGACCUGUCCACGAUGAUAUCCUCAUUGCUCAGUUGCGUCCUGGCCAAGAGAUUGAUGUACUUAUGCACUGUGUAAAGGGCAUUGGCAAAGAUCAUGCCAAAUUUUCUCCAGUUGCCACAGCCAGUUACCGUUUGUUGCCAGAAAUCACUUUAUUGCAACCUGUUGAAGGGGAAGCAGCUGAGCGGCUGAAAAAGUGUUUUUCUGCUGGAGUUAUUGAGAUAGAGGAAAUCAGAGGAAAGAAAGUAGCAAGAGUAGCUAAUGCUCGAUUGGACACAUUCAAUAGAGAAAUUUUUCGUCAUGACGACUUAAAAAACCUUGUACGUUUGGGUCGGGUACGAGAUCAUUACAUCUUCUCUGUAGAAUCCACAGGCAUCUUGCCUCCAGAUGUGCUGGUGAGUGAAGCAAUCAAAGUACUAAUGGGAAAAUGCCAACGCUUCGUAGAGGAGCUAAAAUCCAUCCAGAAGAAAUAAAUUUGGGAACACAAAAGACUCUUGUGGGGACAUACCACUAUCAAAAUCCUUCGAUUUGAAGAGGAACAAGAUUGCAUCAGUCUGUAAGACAAUGACCUUUCUGAGAUGUCAAAAAACAAUGGUUGCUGAACCAUUGCUAUUGCUAUUUACACAACAUGGACACGACUGAAAUUCAGGAUAACAAAGUGCCCUGUGUACUAUUUGUAGUCUGGCAAUGUUGGAUGCCAUUCUUUGAUAAGGCUUUGCAAUCACGUGUACACAGAGAUUCGUAGAAUGAACUAUACGAUUUCCGGUGUUAGUCUUAGUUUCCAUUACAACAGUGGGAUAGAAAUCUUACCUGUGUAGUGGAUCACUUAUUAUAUAGUACCUGUUUGCUGAUCUGGUACUAUAUGCUAUGAGAGUUUCACAAUUUAGCACCUAUCUACUUGAUGUCCAUAGUUCCUAUAGUCAGCAAAAAAAAUCCCCAAGUCAGUUGAUCUGUGCCUGAGCUGUAGUUUUCUGCUUCAAUAUCCAUGAAAAUACUUGAUUCUUUCAAAAAUUUAAAUCCUGUUAACUGUCAUUAUUUAAUACACUUUUGUAUAAUAUUGGUAUUA